AUUUUCCCUAACUCUGUUGUCAAUUAUUAAAAUUCAUUCAAAAUCAAUUUCAAAAACAUGUCGAAAAAAUCUCCGGAAGAUGCUUUUUACGAUAAUCUGCUGCUGGGCCUCAACUCCACCUUAUCUAAUGUUCCACGCAUUUGUAAUGUCACCAUGGAGAAAAGAUCACCUUGUGAGAAAUCUAAUGUUAUGACUUGGGAGCAAAGACAUGGUGUUUAUUUGCCCGAGGAUAUGAAGAAAUUCUAUUUAUCUACCGAUGGUUUUCUGCUGCACUGGAGUUAUCAAUAUGCUCCCAAUGAUAUCAGACGUGUGGGCUAUAUACAAUUUCCUCAAUUGGUGCAAAUUACUUUGUUGCGUGAAAAUGUUGAACCAAUUUUUCAAACCAAUAACGAAACCUCUUCCUCGGCCACUUCUUCGAGUACUUCGUUAUCUACUAAUCUAACCAGCAGUUCUACCAUAAAUUCCCAUUUAUCAGUACAACAUCUUAAUACUAACACUGCUACAACAUCCUCAUCUACUUCGGUGAACACGCUUAAAGAUCAAUGGGGCAAUCCUUUGCCUUUGAUAGGUCCCAAAACCAAAAUUUUCGAAUUGAAUACUGUCAAUGAAGUGGCCAAAGUGUGUUUGAUUUACGACUCAAGUUCUUCAAAUAAUCCGAAAAUUUAUCUCUUGGAAUUGGAUUCUUUCAAAUGGGUAUUUUUAGCCGAAAACUUUAGUGAAUACUUGCGCAUGGCUAUAGCUCAUUUGGGUUUACCCUAUUGGGAGUUAUGUUUUGCUUCUUGUGGUCUGCCCUCUUGGACAGAGCAAUUAUUUCUAUUGUUGGCUCCUCAUCUUUUAGAGGAAAAUGAGCCUCGCCGUGCUCGUUUGAUAAACCCUGCUCCUGAACAUCCUUAUAAUAUAGUGGAUCCAAAUAUAUUUCGUGUUAAAGUCAAGUCAAAUGCUUCUAAAACAAGUUUGAAUUCAAAACACAAAUAUGAGGGCAAGAAAUAAAGAUCGGAUCGAAAGUGACUUCCAUAGACAGAUUUCU
Lucilia sericata (common green bottle fly) is the source of this 1027-nucleotide messenger RNA. Its product is annotated as tubulin polyglutamylase complex subunit 2. NCBI's taxonomy places the organism in Eukaryota, Metazoa, Arthropoda, Insecta, Diptera, Calliphoridae. Gene Ontology annotation, biological process: protein polyglutamylation. The transcript is spliced from 4 exons. Bases 58 to 990 code for a protein of 310 amino acids. The record is from RefSeq and is a predicted model, not a curated record.